GUGCCACGAAGAUCACCAAUGUUGCCACAAGACAACACCGCGGCGAUGGGUCUGACGAUGCAGAGUAGAGCAGUUGACACGCGGGUCCAGCUCGAAAUUAGGGAAGGCGAGCCUAAGGGUACUCUGGUUGGCACGAUACCUGUGAAGCCCGACUUCACUUACAGAUUCAACGAGCCGCCGAAGGAGUUCGUACUUGAUCCGGAAACUGGCAACAUAAGAACGACCAAGGUUCUCGAUCGCGAAGCUCUCAGCAGUGAUCGGUUCGAUCUGGUUGUGCUCUCGAGUCAACCGACUUAUCCGAUCGAGGUGCGAAUUCUGGUACUUGAUAUCAAUGAUAAUAAUCCAGAAUUUCCGGAGCCCAGUAUUGCGGUUAGCUUCUCGGAAUCGGCUGUGGCUGGUACCAAGCUAUUGUUGGACGCCGCGACUGACCGGGAUACACCAGAGAACGGCGUGUUGGACAAUUAUUUUAUCGUGGGAAGUAAUAUGAGUGAUAACUUCCGUUUGCAGGUCAUUGGAAAUCCCACAGGUGAAAUGUCGUACCUGCAUCUCGAGACUGUCGGCAAGCUAGACCGCGAACAAAUAGAAUUUUAUUCGCUCAACAUUUGCGCGUGCGAUCGCGGCCGACCGCCGCGACUGGGUUGUCUGCUGGUGAACGUAACAGUGCUGGAUGUGAACGAUAAUCCGCCCGUGUUUUCACAAAGCGACUACGUGGUAGCGUUGAACGAGAGCGCACCUGUUGGCACCAAGGUGUUAACGGUGAACGCCACCGAUAAAGAUUUGGAUGACAAUUCUAAGCUAACGUAUUAUCUGCCGGACAAUGAGCGCAAAUUUACAAUCGAUCCAGAAACUGGCACAAUUACGACAGCCGAGCCCUUAAAAUGUCCUCAACAACGUUGCAUAGUGGUACGUCCAGGCGGCAGUUGUCCCAAGAGUUGCGUCAUCACAGUCUACGCUCGUGAUCACGGUUCGCCUAGACAGGACGGUCGUACUUACGUGACGGUAAACUUGUUGGACGCGAAUGAUCACGAUCCUGUGAUCCAGUUCAACUACUUUCCACAGAGUGUGGGUUUUGCCAGCGUCGACGAGAACACCGCCAAAGACCAAAUUGUUGCGGCGGUAGCGGUGAUCGACGACGACGAGGGUCCGAACGGUGAGACUAGCGUAGAGAUACGUGCUGGUAAUGAGUUAGGCCACUUUCGGUUGGAGCGCGCAGCGGGCUUAAACAUCGUGCGAGUCGAUGGUCGGUUAGAUCGCGAGGAGAUACCCAAGUAUAAUCUUACAGUGGUUGCUACCGAUAAGGGCACGCCACCCAGAUCAGCCACAGCCUAUCUCGUUAUUCACGUGAAUGACGUCAACGAUCACGAGCCGGUGUUUCAGCAAAGCGAGUACUCAGCAGUAUUAUCGGAACUCACACCGAUCGGCAGUUUCGUUGCCAGCAUCUCGGCCACGGACGCGGAUUCAGGGGUAAACGCGCGAAUUUAUUACGAGUUCAGUUUGGGUAAUGAGCAUCGAUGGUUUACUAUCGACAGGGACACUGGCUUGAUCACUACCGUGGCUACCUUGGAUCGUGAGGUCCAAGGUAGCAUCGAGUUACGCGUGAUGGCGAAGGACGGCGGUCCGAAUGCUAAGUACGCGUCCACGCAUGUCAAAAUAACGAUCCUUGACGAGAAUGAUGAGGCGCCACGCUUUUCCGAGAAAGUCAUCGCGGUUACGCUAUCGGAGAACACGCCGCCCUAUAGUCUAGUAGCUACUCUCACAGCUAUUGACAACGAUCAAGGUACCAAUGGUAGCGUCGCGUAUAGUUUUCACCCUAGUGUCUCGCGUGAUUAUCCCAAGACCUUUGCCCUGGAUGCUUUGACCGGUCAGCUGACGACUAUGGUCGCCUUGGACCGAGAAGCCAUAGCAGAGUACAGAAUUCUAGUGAUAGCGAAAGAUCAAGGCACGCCGGUACAAUCUUCGACCGCCACCGUGGUGUUAACGUUAGAAGACAUCAAUGAUAAUUCACCUGUUUUCUAUCCUUCGAAAUAUUUAAUGCCCAUCUCCGAAGAUGUUCCAGCAGGUACAACCAUAGGUAAAGUAACGGCGUCUGACGCUGAUGCGCGAGAGAAUGCUCAGGUGAGAUACACUCUAGAAUCCGGCGGUGAAGGUCUCUUCGUGGUGGAAGAAAGGACCGGCGUGAUUGUUCUGCAAGGUUCUCUACGGGCUGCGCACAAGACUCUUUACGAAUUGACGAUCUCAGCGAAGGACAUUGGCGACCGGAUGGCAGCCAGAAAUGCCGUAGUAGAAGUUAUACGCGAAGAGGAUCUGGAGCACCUCGAGUUUGACACUUACAAUGGUUAUGAGUUUCGCGUUCUUGAGGAUUAUGGCGAGUGCGAUUCGUCUGUUUCGUCUGCCAAUCGGGAAAUCGGCUCAGUACACGUCACACAAUACGGCAAUACGGGUAAAGUGAGCUACGCUAUAGUAUUCGGUGAUCCUAAGGGCAAUUUCAGAAUCAACGAAAAUACUGGAGUUAUCAGCACCGCCGGCUGCCUGGACCGCGAGCGUAUUACUUAUUACAGCCUGCAACUGUCAGCGCGUGCCGAUCUCGCGUAUGGUCAGACAAUCGUUAACAUCACCGUGCAAGAUGUCAACGAUAACCCGCCGAGGUUUCCCAGGGGUGAGUGGGGCGACGAGAUUCUCCUGCGGGAGAACGCGGCUGUGGGGCAGGAAGUGUGCCUGGCUCGGGCCAGGGAUCGUGACACCGGUGCCAAUGCCAGGAUCGUUUAUUCCUUGACGCAUAAUCCGGACGGGCAAUUCAGAAUCGCCGAGAACUCGGGCAUUAUCUAUCUAAACAAGCCGAUUCGUGCGCCGCCCGGUACGAUCUUUCAUCUAGAGGUAACGGCGACCGAUUCCGGCAGGCAACCGUUAUCCGCCCAGCACCAAAUUCGAGUGACGAUUGAAGAUGUCAAUGAUCACACACCGGUUUUCCGACUGACCAGCUACGAGACUUCGCUGCCGGAAUCUACGCCAGUCAACGAGCGUUUCUUUUCGCUAAUAGCUCAAGACGUGGACCUCGGCAUCAACGGCAGGAUAUUAUAUAGCAUUACCGAUGGCAAUACGGAGAACCGUUUUGGCAUCUUCCCGGAUGGCCAGCUGUACGUGAAGAACGCGCUUGACCGCGAGGAACGGGACUAUUACGCGCUCGAAGUCACCGCAUCUGAUCAGGGUAAACCACCACGAAGCUCUGUGGUCCCUGUGGUGGUGCACGUGAUCGAUGAAAAUGACAACGCGCCCCAAUUCACUAAUAGUAGUUUCAGCUUUCAUCUACGCGAGAACGAGCCACCUGACACCUUCGUCGGCAAACUGCUGGCUACUGAUCGCGAUGUCGGUCGUAACGCUGAUCUCAUGUUCUUGCUACCGGCCAAUCAGCAGGAUUUCGUAGUCGACUCGAGAAACGGUUUCGUGAGAUCGCUGCGCAUGUUUGAUCGCGAACUCCUAGCCAAUAACGGCGGCAACUACAUCAGUCUGGAAGCCAGUGUCUUGGACAAUGGCGUUAACCGUUUAAGUGACCGCGUCAAGGUCACCGUCUAUAUCACCGAUGUUAACGAUAAUAUGCCGCAGUUUCAACGUUUGCCCUAUUGGGUGCAGGUGAGUGAGGGUGCCACGAUCGGCAUGCAGUUACUAAGAGUAUACACGACCGACGCGGACGAGGGUUUGAACGGCGAUGUGUUCUAUUCGCUGGAGGAUGGUAAUCAACAUGGUCACUUCAUGAUAGACGAGGCUACCGGGCAGAUCACGCUCGAGAAGGAGCUCGAUCGCGAAACGUUCGACACCUACGUGCUGACCGUCGUGGCACACGAUGCUGGUUUGGAGACGCGACUAUCAUCUAGCGCGACCGUCCACAUCGAGGUGCUCGAUGAGAAUGAUAACAAGCCGCGCUUUGUCGACAACGAGUCGGAGAUCUCUGUGCUGGAAACUACGCCAGUCAGUACCGAGCUGUUGCGUUUUAAGGCUACCGAUAACGAUCUCGGACCCAAUAGCGAGUUGACAUUUGCUAUAUCGGCUGGCAACAAGAGGGAUACUUUCUAUAUUGAUCCGCUGACCGGUAUUUUGUCACUGAAGAGACCGCUCGAUUAUGAAGAAUUGGUACGUUACACGCUCAACAUUACAUGUAGCGACGGAGGUCACCCGCGUCUCAGCUCGGUCACCAGCCUGACUGUUAAGGUAAUCGAUACCAACGACAAUUCGCCGGUGUUUCCAAACACAGCGAUUGUACGUCAAAUACGCGAGGGUAUCCCUAUACGAACGCCGAUCGUCACCAUUACUGCCGAGGAUCCGGAUUCAGGCCCCAACGGCAAGGUCAGCUACUCGAUUCUCAGCCAGGAUCCGCAGGAUGAAGUGCGACGUUUCGGUAUCAAUUCGUUGACCGGCGUGAUCAAUACGCUGCUCCCGAUCGAUCGCGAAGAGGUGGAUACUUUCAAUCUGGUGGUGGUCGCUACCGAUCAAGCGCAACCGCCAAGCGCACGGCUGUCUGCCGAGAAGCAAGUGAUCGUAUUCGUGGAGGAUAUCAACGACAACGCGCCGAUUUUCGUUAGCAUGUCAGCGGUAGUGUUACCGCCUCUGAACGCCGGCAACUAUCAGUCUUCGACCGAGAAUAUCCAGGUCAUGCAACUGCUGGCUCGCGAUCUCGACUUUAGCACCAACGGCUUAGUGACGUACGAGUUACUCCGUUUCAGCGUCAAUUACUCGGACAUGUUCCAAAUCCAUCGUAACACCGGUCAACUCGUUAUGAGACUUCCGCAAUCAUCUCCGAAAGACGGCCCCUUAGAGCAUCUUUCCUUCAAGUAUCAAGUAGGCGUCCGAGCGACAGACGAAGCGGUUCAGGCGGAACGGCGCUCGUCCGAAACUUACGUGACCUUGAUCGUGCCGGGCGAGGACGGCGACGAUCAGCCGAUUUGGGAACAUCAGGGCAAGAUUGAGGGCAACGUUUACGAAAACGAGCCGAUCGGCACAAGUAUCUUGCGCGUGAGCGCGCGUAGCCGUCGAUCCAAAAUUGAGCUCGAGUAUUAUGUGACGAAUGUGACCGCCGGCGACGGGCCCCAAGUUGAUCGGCUAUUCGACAUCGACACGAAGACCGGUGUGCUGUCCACCGCAGCUCAACUCGAUCGCGAGACCGGUGUCCAAUGGUACGAGGUGGAGCUGUACGCCAUCGGCAUCGGCGGCACCAGGCCCAGUACGACGUCCACCAAAGUACGCGUGACGGUGCUGGACAAGAACGACGUGGCACCGACGUGGGGCCCGGGCCCGUGGAAAUUCAAUAUCUCCGAAGACGCGCCGCCCAAUACCGUCAUCACCGUGCUCGAGGCCCACGAUCCGGAUACCAUCGGCACUCUGACUUACACCCUGGUGCCGAAUCACCGUCGUUCCGACGAUGAUUCCGGCGAGUCCGCGCGAGACGACGAUGGGACGCAGAGCCAAUUUAAACUGCAUCCGAUCACCGGCCAGCUGAGCCUCGCCGAGUCCCUCGACAGGGAGGCGAAGGAGAGAUACGUGCUCAAGGUGCGCGCCGACGAUGGCCUGCAACACCGGGACAUCGUGCUUCACAUACAGGUCACCGACACCAACGACAACGCGCCGACCUUCCAGAGCACGGCCUACUCGUUCGACGUUCCGGAGAACAUGCCGAGGGGCGGCCGCAUCGGUCAGGUCGUCGCGACGGACGCAGACGCCUUGGGGCCCAACAGCCAUCUGAGCUACGUGCUCAUCUCCGACUGGGCGAACGAUGUGUUCUCGCUGAGUCCGAGCACCGGCGUGUUCACGCUCAGCGCGAGCCUCGACUACGAACAGGUGCAGCACUACAUCCUCGUCGUGGAAGCGACGGAUGGCGGUGUGCCGGUGCUGUCAUCCACCGUGACGGUGUAUUGCAACGUUAUCGAUUUAAAUGACAACGCGCCGAUCUUCGAGACCGGGCCGCACGCGGCCGAAAUUGUGGAGAACGCGACCAUCGGCACACCCGUGCUCACCGUGACCGCCCAGGAUCUAGACUCCGGCGACAACGCCAGGAUCGUCUACGCCAUCGUCGGCGGCGAUGAGGACGGUGACUUUGGGGUGGCCCACAACGGCACCCUCUUCACGCGCCGGGCUCUCGACCGCGAGCGGAAGCCGCUCUACAACCUGGUGCUGAGCGCCACUGACAGUCCACUACCGCCGGCGCGGCCGUUGUUCUCCGUAGUACAGGUAACGGUGGUGCUGCUGGACGUGAAUGACAUGUCGCCGGAAUUCAUAUCACCUACGAAGAUAUCGAUAUUUGAGAACGCGCCGAACAACGCGGUAGUGAUGCCGAUAAAAGCGAUCGAUCGGGAUGAGGGUCGGAACGGUAACGUCGAGUAUUUGCUGAAGGACGACAGUAACCUGCCGUUCACCCUCGGUCCAGUGGACGGUCUGCUGCGCGUAUCCGGGCAGUUGGACCGCGAACAAAGAUCCAACUACACCCUGGAGGUCACCGCCAAAGAUCGUGGCGAGCCGCCGAGAUCAUCAUCGAUCAUCAUUUCCAUCACGGUGCUCGAUGAAAAUGACAACUCACCGUUGUUCGAUCCUAAACAGUACUUCGCCACCAUUGCCGAGAACGCCAGCAUCGGUGCCAGUGUCCUUCAAGUAUCGGCGACGGAUCGCGAUGAGGGUGCGAACGGCAGAGUGCGGUACAGCAUCGAGAUGGGGGAUGACAAUCGGGAUUUCACGAUCUCAGAGGACGGUGGUGUGAUCCGGGUGGCGAAGAACCUGAACUUCGAACGCAAAUCCCGGUACCAUCUGAUCAUUGGCAGUGAGGAUUGCGCGGCGGAAGUCGACAAGAUACCACGCAACGACACGGCCCAGAUUACCAUCACCGUGCUCGACAUCAACGACAACGCGCCGGUCUUCCUCGAUUCGCCUUAUCUGGCACACGUUAUGGAGAACAUGGUGCCGCCGGGCGGUUUUGUGAUGCAGGUUACGGCGUACGACGCGGACACUCCACCGUACAACGAUCAAGUGAGAUACUUCCUCAAGGAGGGUGACACGGAUCUAUUUCGCAUAAACGCGAGCACCGGCGAUAUAUCGCUUCUUCGUCCAUUGGACAGGGAACUGGUACCGGAAUACACACUUACUCUAGUGGCUAUGGAUACCGGCUCGCCACCUCUCACCGGAUCGGGCAUCGUCAGGAUCGUCGUCCUCGACAUGAACGAUCACAGCCCCGAGUUCGCCCGGCAGGAUUACAAGGCCACCAUAGUGGAGAACGCACCCGCCGGAACUUGGGUCAUCAAGCCGCACGCCACGGACAAGGACGAAGGAUUUAAUGCGAAAAUAAGCUACAACCUACUUGGAGACAAAGCGGAGCGGUUUUCCGCAGAUCCCGACACGGGCGAAGUGUUCACCACGGUACCGUUGGACCGCGAGCAGACUGCCGUGUAUUAUUUGACUCUGGUGGCCAGGGAUUCGAGCCCGACGGAGCCACGUGCUUCCGCCGUUAAUUUGACGAUUUAUGUGACGGAUGUCAAUGAUAAUGCGCCCCGCUUUUCCAGUCCCCGAUAUACAGCCUAUGUUCCAAACGCAACCAAACCAGGCGACUUUGUCUUUGGCGCGAAAGCAAGCGACGACGAUGACGGUGAGAAUUCGCGGAUCGUUUACCGGCUGCAUGGCAAGGACGCCGAUCGGUUCACUAUCGAUCUCAACAACGGCGUGAUCCGUGCUACUCAAGAACUGAUCGGCGACCAGAUCACCUAUCAAUUACAAAUACAGGCGUCGGACUGCAGUCCCGAGCCCCAGCACGUCACAGCCGAUUUGAUGAUCCACUUGUGGGAUCGGCAGCUGUUCCCCAGCUUCCGAUCGAGCGUCAGCACGAGCUUCACAUUGUCUGAGGACGUGUCCGAGAAUAAGGUGAUCACCAAGCUGAGCGCUACCACGCCGAAAAGUGGAUCGGCGAGCAAUUUGAUCUACGGCAUAGCCGGCGGAAACGUGGGAGAUGCUUUGAGGAUCGAUCCUCACACCGGAGAGGUCGUGGUUGCUUCUGGCUUUGACUAUGAGACGACUCCGCACUACGAAGCCUGGAUUGAAGUUCGCGAUUCGGACACACCUCCACUGCGCAGCGUUCUCCAACUUAUGGUGAACGUCACGGAUGCCAACGAUAACGCGCCGGUCAUGGAAGCUGCCAUUUACAACGCCACCGUGAUGGAAGAGGAAUAUCCGCCGUUGUUCGUCAGUAAGGUAUCCGCGAGGGAUCGCGAUUCUGGCAAGAAUGGCCAGGUCACUUAUCAUCUCGUCCAGGACUUCUCCGAGUCCUUCGUCAUCGACAGCAGUACCGGGCAGAUCGAGACCAAUGCCAAAUUGGAUCGCGAAGAGAUUGCGUCUUACGAGCUGAUCGUGGAAGCUAGAGAUCAAGGUUAUCCCCGAUUAACCGGUACCGCCAUGGUGCUCAUCACCGUUCUGGACAAGAACGACAAUCCGCCGCACUUCACGCGACUGUUCAGCGUCAACGUGACGGAGAACGCGGAAAUCGGCACGUUCGUUAUACGCAUCACCAGUAGUGACCUGGACAUUGGUCAGAAUGCGAACGUUAGUUACAGUUUUACCGAAAAUCCAGGAAAAAAGUUUUCCAUCGACGCCCUAAGCGGAAAUGUGACCGUGGCUGGGCAGCUCGACAGAGAGGAGCAAGAUGAGUAUCUGCUAAAGGUCGUAGCAGCGGACGGUGCAUGGCGAGCAGAGACCGCCCUGACGAUCACUAUUCAGGAUCAGAAUGACAAUGCACCCGAGUUCGACGAGGACACCUAUCAUUUCCAUUUCCCCGAGCUUCAACCGCGGGUGGCGCAUGUCGGCACGGUCGCGGCUACCGAUCGCGACAAACAGGGACCGAACUCCGUUAUAUCUUACAGCCUGUUGCAACCGUCCGAUCUCUUCACUGUUGACCCGGCGACCGGCGACGUCUUCAGCAAGCGUACCAUACGCUACAAGCACACUCAUCGGCCGUCCUCGCCGGAGAAUCUGUACUCGCUGACAGUGGUCGCGACCGAUAACGGCAAGCCACCGAUGUCCUCGAGGACGGUGGUGCACGUGAGCGUGGUGAAUGCCAACAACAACGCGCCUCAUUUUGAGCAGAGGUCCUAUCUGUCGCCGGUGCCGGAGAAUUACGACAUAGGCAAGCGCAUUAUACAGCUGAUCGCCCGCGACGACGCCGACUUCGGCGUGAACGCGGAGAUCAGUUACUCGCUGGAGAAAAACGGUACGGGCGAUCUGUUCGCUAUUGAGGAGCGAACCGGCUGGGUCUACGUACGCAGGAGUCUGAAAGAUAUUUCCGUCGGCACGAUGUUCCUGCUGAAAGCGCGCGCCACCGACAAAGGCGUGCCACCGCAGAAGGAUGAGAUCGACCUGACCCUUGUGAUCUCCGGCGAGAACCAAUACGCGCCCGUCUUCACCGCCGACAAUUACCAGGUCAGAGUGCCGGAAAACGAGGUGGUCAAUGCCACGCUUCUGACGGUUUACGCCAAGGACAACGAUAGCGGGCCCAACGGCAUGAUCCGCUACAGAAUUUCGGCCGGCAACGACAAGAAUCAAUUCUUCGUGCACUCCAUCACUGGUGUGGUCACUCUACUCGAGCCUUUCGAUUACGACCUGGUGCAGGAAUAUCGGUUGAACAUCACCGCCACGGAUCUGGGAUUCGAGCCGAAGCAAGUAAUAGCCGUCUUAACUAUCCAUGUCACCGACAUCAAUGACAACCCUCCAACCUUCAAUCAAAGUGUCUAUGAAGCGUACCUGCCGGAAAAUUCUCCGUCCGAUAGUUUCGUUUACAAGGUGAUCGCUCGGGACAUUGACUCGCCCAAGUAUGCCAUAGUGCAGUAUGAAAUCCUUGGCGGUACCGGCAAAGACCAUUUCCGCAUCCGCGAGAACACCGGUGACAUCACGUCGGAUACUAGCUUCGAUUAUGAAGAGGCGAAUGAAUACACUCUCGACAUCGUUGCGGUGAAUCCGGACUCGAGCCCGCAGAUGGUUGGCUUCACGACCGUGGUGGUGCACAUCACCGGCGUGAACGAGUACUAUCCGCAUUUCAUUCAACCCGUGUUUCAAAUGGACGUGUCGGAGAGCGCCGAGGUGGGCACGUCAGUUGGCGCGGUUCAGGCGACCGAUCAGGACUCGGGCGAGGACGGCCGCGUGUACUACCUCUUCGUGGGCUCGUCCAACGACCGCGGCUUCGCGAUCAGUUCAGACACUGGCAUCAUUCGAGUGUCGCGCCAACUCGAUCGCGAGACGCAGAGUCGCGUGGUGUUGACGGUGAUGGCGAAGAACGCCGGCGGUAUACGCGGCAACGACACCGACGAAGCGCAGGUGAUCAUUUCCAUCCAGGACGGUAACGACCCGCCCGAGUUUCUGCAGAGCACCUACGACGCCAGCGUGUCGGAGAGCGCCGUCCACGGCACCCGCGUGCUCACGGUCCGCGCGAUCGACAAGGACAUCAAGCCGCAGAACAAUCAGUUCUCGUAUUCCAUCAUCGGCGGCAAUCUCGGCCAGGCCUUCAAGAUCGAUCCACAGACCGGCGACAUCGAGACGGCGAAGCAACUCGAUCGCGAGACCGUGCCCGCGUACGAUCUAACGAUUGGCGCGAUUGACACCGGCUCGCCGCCGGAAACUGGCACCGCAAUGGUGCACAUUGAGCUGCAGGAUGUGAAUGACAACGGCCCGGUCUUCGAUCCGCCGGAAGUAAUCGGCUAUAUCAGCGAGAACGAACCGGCAAGUACCAGCAUCAUGACCCUGAGCGCGACUGAUCCUGAUCUACCGCCCAACGGCGCGCCGUUCACCUACAGAUUGAUCGGAGGAAGACAGAGCGACAUGGUGUCUUUGGACAAGCAUUCGGGCGUGUUGAGGACCACCAGGAGUCUCGAUAGAGAAACGAUGCCGCAGUUGGAUCUCAUGAUUGAAGUGGAGGACUCGGGCAUACCUCGAAUGAAGAGCGAGCAUACCAUCGUCGUAAUCGUCACCGAUCAGAACGACAGUCCGUCCACGCCGAGAUCGGUGCACGUGAUCGUGCACUCGUUCAACGGCAAGACACCGCUGGGAAAGAUCGCCGAUGUGCAUCCGAACGAUCCGGAUAUCAUCGGAACUUUCUCGUGCAAGAUUCUUCAGGGCUCGAGUUCGCGUGUGCUCACCAUUCCCACUGCCUGCGAUCUGCACACCAACAAGAUUACAUCAGGAAUAGGCUAUUCUUUGAGCGUCUCCGGCAACGAUGGACGACAUCCGGAUGUGAUCUCCAAGGUUACCGUCGAGUUCCUGAUCUUCUCGAACGCCACAAUCGAGAACAGCGUGACCCUACAAAUUUUCAAAUUGACCGCUAACGAUUUCCUCAGUCAAUACUACCGGGCUCUCCUGGAUCUCCUGCAAGAGAAAAUCGAUGUCGGCGAUACACUCACCAUUUUCAGCAUUGGUGAAAACGGACCGGAUCUGAACGUUCACUUGGCAGUGGAAUCUCCGCAAGGAUAUCGGACGAAGUACGAAGUGACCGAUCUGCUGAAGCGCAAUCAAGAUCAAAUUCAAACGUUACUCGAAGGUAAUUUAUUCAUUAUCGGCUAUUCCCCGUGCAAACACAUGCCGUGCGAGAACGGGGGCAGCUGCAGCGACCGACUGGCUAUAUACGACGAUGCCAGGAUCACCGACAGCCAGGCGCUGAUCCUGACGUCGCCUAGGAUGCUGCACGAAAUGACCUGCAAGUGUCGGGACGGUUUCACCGGUGAUAAAUGUGAAAGAAGACAGGAUCCGUGUUCGCCGAAUCCCUGUUUAUUGGGAGGACAGUGUCGCCGUUUGGGAUACGAUUUCCAAUGCACUUGUCCUAUUGAUCGCGAUGGCAAGCUGUGCGAGCUCGAGAGAGGUGAUGCGUGUGCCAGCAAUCCGUGUCGGAACGGCGGAUCGUGCAGAAAGAGCCCGGACAGCUUCAGUUUCUUCUGCCUCUGCAGAGCAGGCUACAGGGGCAAUCACUGUGAAGCAGUCACUGAUUCCUGUCGACCGAAUCCUUGCUUGUACGGUGGCUUAUGUGUGGGAGAAAAACCAGGAUAUCGAUGCAGCUGUCCCGACGGCCGCUACGGCCGGCACUGCGAGCGCUCGACCUUCGGUUUCGACGAGUUGUCGUACAUGGCAUUCCCGGCGCUGGACUCCACCACGAACGACAUCACCAUCGUGUUCGCCACCAUAAAGCCGAACGCGUUGCUGCUGUACAACUAUGCGUCGCAGACCGGCGGCCGCUCGGACUUUGUCGUGCUGGAGCUGAUAGACGGCCGAGUGGUCUUCUCGUACGGCGGUGCCAGAAGCGCGAUCACCACCGUCACCAUCAAGACGGAGCGGCCGGUGUCGGAUGGCGAGUGGCACAAGGUCACCGCCACCAGGAACGGCAGAGUUAUUUCGCUCAGCGUGUCCACUUGCAAGGAACACGGCGACGUCUGCGACGAUUGCAGACCCGGCGAUGGUACCUGCUCCGCGAACGACGUGGGUCCGACUGGGACCUUAAAUUUCAACAAUAAUCCUCUCCUACUGGGCGGUUUGGAGAACGCCGAUCCCGUGUUAGAACGUCCGGGCCAAGUGCACGCUGAUGAUUUUGUGGGUUGCGUUCAUUCGGUGUCGAUAAACGGAAGGGCCUUGAAUCUGACGAAUCCGAUCGCGUCGCGUGGUGUGAAGUCCACGUGCGUCAGAUCGCAGCGGAAUCCUUGUCUGAGAAAUGAGAAAGACACUGCAUCCGUUUGCGCCGUGAACGCCCAAUGUCACGACAAGUGGCAUCAAGUGAUGUGCCAGUGCGGAUCCUUGAUAGCGCCCAACUGUCACGGUGCUUUGGAACCCGUCACGCUGAGUGAGGGAGGAUUUAUCGAGUUCAAGAUUUCGGAAAAACACAGAAGAAUGCAAUUGUUGGAGUAUCUCUACGGAGGUUCAACGACAUGGCACAUGAAUCGCGUUAAGCGCAGUCUCAUCGAGGACACGAGUUUCAUAACGAAUCCUUUAUCCUUGAAGACAAUCGGCUUGAUGUUUAGAACUGUGAAGUCUGAUGGUAUUUUGAUAUACGCCGCAACAAAUAAGCAUUUUACAUCCAUAGAGCUUCGCAGCGGCCAGUUGAUUUACAUGUCCCUGCUCGGAUCACCGGUGAACAUGUCGAUCAGUAUCGAUGGCAGUCUCGCCGACGGACGUUGGCAUAAUCUGACUCUCCAUGCCUACGCACGAGGAAUAAGACUAUUGGUCGAUGGUAUUCUAACAGGUGACGAGUUGGAUUCGGCGGGAGUUCACGAUUUCCUCGAUCCGUACUUGACCGUCUUGUCGAUUGGCGGAGUCAGCCAGGACCUCUAUUACGCUCACAGCGCUGGCUCUAGGAGCUUCGAAGGUUGUCUGGCUAACUUUACCAUCAACAACGAGGUGCAACCGUUCAACGGUUCCGGUUCCAUCUUCAAAAAUGUGCUUUAUCAUGGCAAAGUGAGCACCGGAUGCAGAGGACCGAUCGGCAUCAGUGCGGCGGCGGCCGCGGACCCUCUCAGCAUUGGUAUCACCCUGGUCAUCGUCUUCUUCGUCAUCCUGUUAAUUGCCAUUCUGGUGAGCUUCAUAGUGUUCCGACUGCGCCGGCAGAAUAAGGAGAAGUCGGCGCCGUCGGUUGUCAACAAGAAUACCAACGCCAUCAUGACCGGCAAUUCUCUGGUCGGCCCCGGAAACGACAAUCUCAUGUCCCGUCAUGAGAACACGUACAUCUCCGACACGUCGGAUCUGCGCGGCGUCGGUCACAUGGGUCCUGAGUUGAUCUCGAAGAAGUACAAGGAGCGCGAGAUCAACUCCACCACCGAGCACCGACCGCAACGACCGGAUAUUAUCGAGCGGGAAGUUACCAAGUCGCCUCCCAUCCGCGACGAGCACCCACCGUUACCACCGCCCACGCAGAUCUCUCUCCAUCCGCACGAGCAUAACCCGGAACCCGACAUUCCGGAACAUUACGAUCUGGAGAACGCCAGUUCCAUCGCCCCCAGCGACAUCGACAUCGUGUAUCAUUACAAGGGUUAUCGCGACGGCAUGAGAAAGUACAAAGCCACUCCGCCUCCUAUAGGUAAUUAUGGUAAUCAUCACAAGCAUACGGGACAACAACAUCGUCAUACGGGACCCUUUCCACCACGAGCUAUGCCACCGCCCAACGUGAACCAACCACCCGGACCGGCGCCCAAGUUGCUCCAAAGCACCCCUCUGGCGAGAUUAUCUCCCAGUAGCGAGUUGUCUGCGCAACAACCGCGGAUUCUCACGUUGCACGACAUCAGCGGGAAACCGCUGCAGAGUGCGUUACUGGCCACCACGUCCUCAUCCGGUGGUGUCGGCAAGGACGCGCUGAAUUCCAAUAGCGAGAGGAGUCUGAACUCGCCCAUCAUGAGUCAGCUGUCAGGCUCAACCGCCAGUAGAAAGGCUCCGCAGUCCAACAAUGAAAACUCGGUGAACAACGUGUCAUCGGGCCCGAUGGGCCUCACGGCGGAGGAGAUCGAGCGACUCAAUUCUCGCCCGAGAACGUCCAGCCUGGUCUCCACUCUGGACGCCGUGAGCUCCUCCAGCGAGGCCAGGGGUCCGCCCGCGCACGGGCCUCUCCAUCACCACCGGCGUCACACGCCCCCCGUGGAGAGGCUUGAACGGCGGAACUCGUCGACCACCGACGAGAGCGGCAACGAUAGCUUUACGUGCUCGGAGAUCGAGUACGACAACGGGUCACUGGUGGGCGAUAAGCGAUCCGACAAUCUGUUCGCCAAACAGGACGACGAGAGGAGCAGCCCGCAGGGGAGGAGCAACGUCGAGUCGUCGCAGUCAACGAAGCCGCCACUACCGCCGAACGUCGGCAACUACGACGGCUUCGACAGCUCAUUUCGUGGCUCCCUCAGCACCCUCGUCGCCUCGGACGACGAUCUGUCGACCCAUAUGGGCGGCCUCCUCUACGGCAGCCACGCCACUAACGGCUCACCCACCACCACUACCACCACCGCCGCCGAGGACGCUCUCAGCUGGGACUACCUGCUCAACUGGGGGCCCAACUUCGAGAGCCUCGUCGGCGUGUUCAUCGACAUCGCCGAGCUGCCCGACAGCACCAGUCGGGUACCCCGAUUACCGGCGAAUAUCCCCAAGCCGUCCGAGGAAUACGUUUGAAACGGAUCCUCGGAUGUGAUGCCGGGACAAUUUAGUGAACAAUAGUAGUUUUAUGUAGUGACCGUGAGAAUUUAUUUCGGGGAAACAGAGACUCGCCUUGAGGAAACGCGCGAGAUCUAUACUUGGGAAUGUUAUCAAAUUGUUUUUGCUGCUCGUUUGGUUUGAUUAGUCGAACGUUUGUAAAUCGAUAGUAUAAAUAGCCGACAUCCGGUCUCGCGGGCUUGAAUGAUCGAACGUGGUUUUGAGUCAUACGGGGACACGUUUGAGAAAAGUGCCGGCGAAGAGUGUUGUGAAAAGUCGUUGCAACGUUUAGGGGUUGCAGCGAGGUGCAUGCCGCGUCGAACGCGUGAUCAUCUUGCCAUAAAACGUAGAGAGGAACGUCCCUCGAGGAGAGACUCGUCUGUAUUUCUCCCGUGCACGGGAGAGAUUCGUUAUUUUCUAUAUCAUACUCUUUAUCUCGCGAUAUUUUUUUUGUAAAUACUAAAUGACACGUGUCUAAAUCAAAAUGAUUCGCUCGCGCGAAACGUGCAAUAUCCUUCGAUUAACCGAUCGAUCUAACUGGAAAAAUCUUCUUAUGAUAUAAUAUCAUAUCAUGUAUUUCAAUUCAAAGAGUCAUAUAUGCAUGUGAAGUUAAUAUUAUUUAUAAUAUUGAUAUUAAGAUUUUAGAUCAUCUUAAUUAAUUUUAGAUAAUCAAUGUUAAUAUUAUGAAUAAUAUUAAUUUUAGUAGCGUUAAAUUUUGACGAUAAAUUUGCACGUCUCGCGCAUUUCGGGCGAUCGCACGCUAUAAAUACGGAAUACGCGAGAACCGUUGAAUGCCAUUUUUAAUUACGGCGAUUUAUCCGCCGCCGGUGAGACGGAGAGAUGUGCGACUGGGCAUCGAGGCAGUCCGAUUAUAAUUGUUAACUAGCGACUUUUGUAUACAUAUAUUCUAAGCUGUCGUGCCAGAUGACACACUCGAUGCAGUCGCACAUAUCGUAAUUAUUGCUUGAAUGGCUAAGUGGCAUGUAGGCACAUAUUUCAUGAUUUUUAAUAUUUUAAUCAUUGAUGAUUAAUAUUUUAAUCAUUAAUGAUUUUUAAUAUUUUACUACAAAAACUUAAAGGACUAUUUAUUGAAAUUGCAAAUUAAAGAGAUUUCCGGGAUAUGUAGCUGCAGCAUGUUUUAUAAAUUAAUUUAUAGUACGAUAUUUAUAGUAUAUAUUUAUACGCGAAUUAGAUUUUUAUCUUUUAUACGUCUUGAAAAUUGGCUUUUUAAUAGUAACUUAAAAAUAAAGGUAUGGUAAAAGAUAAAAAUAUUAAUAAAUAAUUACUGAUAACUUUUAUUAUACUAUACUUACUGGAAUUGCAAUUUCAAUAAGUAGAAACGCUGUUUUCCUAUUGACUUUGGAUCUUGAUGCUGCAACAUACGAAACUAGUCCUUAUAUCUUUUUUGUUUUAUGAUAAUAGAGAAUCAUUAUUAUUUUUAAAAAAUCAUAAAAUCUAUUGUCUUAUAAGUCCAGAUUAAAUUUAUCCGGAAAUUACAUCGGUUAUUAUUAUCUGAUUCUAGAAUAUUUUAAACAGCGAUUGUUUUGAUAUAUUUUCUUCGUUUUCUAUGUACGAAGUGCACCGUAGCAUCUGUGGCAUUCAGCCAUUCGACCGAAAAACACGGCGUUUCGAUUAGAAGAAUGCCCGACAAGAGAAGGGAGAGAGUUCGUCUUCCCACAUUACAAGUAACAGCUACUUCGCAAUUCUUGUACUGCGAGAAUAACGGAACGCCGCUGACGAACGGGAUUAUCGCGCCGUAGUGGAAUGCCAUGCGGACGCUAACGUGAUUCGCGGGCGUGUCAAAUUCGUGCUCAAUUCGUGUUCGUUAGAUGAACAAUAACGGCGUCUAAUCGUAGCUUUCCUGAGAGUGGUCUGCUGUUCGCAGACUACCAGACUGAUUUUCUCCUCUCUCUCUCUCUUUCUCCAAACGACGUUUCGCGAUCGUGAGAGAAGCGGCCUUCUCGACGAUCGCCUUGCGCGUUUACUUUGUAAAUUAUGAGAUCUGUCCUUGGUCCGAUUUCAUCUUGUAAAUAAAACCGCGCGUGUGAAUUGUACAAAUUGUGCGAAUGCAUGUGCGAGUGCCAAAAGGGAGUGCCUGCUAAUUCUAUUAUCGAUCGUAAAAUAGAUGACAGAUUUGUAAAA
Molecule: messenger RNA, 17298 nt
Organism: Wasmannia auropunctata (little fire ant)
Lineage: Eukaryota; Metazoa; Arthropoda; Insecta; Hymenoptera; Formicidae
Gene: ft
Product: cadherin-related tumor suppressor
Exons: 23
Coding region: 19-15135 (5038 amino acids)
Biological process (GO): homophilic cell-cell adhesion
Cellular component (GO): plasma membrane
Molecular function (GO): calcium ion binding
Source: RefSeq, a predicted model, not a curated record